This is a messenger RNA of Anoplopoma fimbria (sablefish), 1584 nucleotides long. RefSeq names its product extracellular serine/threonine protein kinase FAM20C-like. The transcript has 11 exons. The record is from RefSeq and is a predicted model, not a curated record. Gene Ontology annotation, cellular component: Golgi apparatus. Gene Ontology annotation, biological process: protein phosphorylation. The coding region runs from base 1 to 1584 and encodes 527 amino acids. Lineage: Eukaryota; Metazoa; Chordata; Actinopteri; Perciformes; Anoplopomatidae. Gene Ontology annotation, molecular function: phosphotransferase activity, alcohol group as acceptor.
AUGAUGUGGAGAACCCGCUGUCGCUCCAGGACAAUCUGUCUGUCCUUGGCCUUCGUCGCCAUUUUCCUCCACCUCCUCUUGGCGUUGGUGUCCUUGCCCGUUUACCAGCAGCUCUGUGCCCCCCCGCUGCCCCCCAGGACCCUGACGGACCGGGUUCACAGCAACUACGCCUCUGUGGGGGUCCGUGAGCCUCCAACCGAGGGUGGUGUUUCUGACGUAUCAGUGAAAGGAGGUAAAAAAGCCUCAUUGGACGUGCCGGUCAGCGUUGGUCACCAUGGCGACAACGGAGCUGAAGCCGGGGAGUCUGGGCUGUCGAAGCUGGAGGCGCUGUUUGACCAUCCUCUUUACAACAUGCCCAGCGCUCCGAUACCCGAGGAGGACUGGCUGCUGAAAGUGAAACCAAAGAUCAAGGCCAGUGAGAGGAGCUCCAACAUGUGGAUGAGUGCGAGUCAGGAGGCCUACGAGGACGUCCAGUGGAACAGCAGCAGUAACAGCCAUCCUCCUUGGCUGCGUUUCCACCUGGGCGUCUCCCGCUGGCAGCUGUACUCCCACCAUGACCCCAACAUGGAGCCGCUGACCCAGCAGCUCGCCAACGACCGCAUCGUCAGCGCAGUGCAGAAGUCCGGAGGGACGCAACUGAAGCUGGUGAUGUCAUUUCCCAACUACGGACGAGCCAUGUUCAAACCCAUGAAGCAGGAGAGAGAUGAAGAAACCAACUACAACCUCUAUUACUUCUCAGACUUUGAGAGACACAACGCAGAGAUCGCAGCCUUUCACCUGGACAGGGUUCUGGGUUUCAGGAGGGUCCCACCGGCUGUAGGGAGGCUGGUGGAUGUGGUGAAGGAGGUCAAGGACGUCACCACCGACCACAAGCUGGCCAAGACCUUCUUCACCUCCCCUGUGGGCAGUGUGUGUUUCUACGGCCAGUGUUCCUACUACUGCUCCACGGAGCACGCCGUGUGUGGACGCCCCAGACGCCUGGAGGCCUCCCUGGCCGUCAUGCUGCCCGACCUGUCCCUGGCGCCCCGGAGGACCUGGAGGUCGCCGUGGAGACGCUCCUACAGCCGCAGCAAGCUGGCAAAGUGGGAGUCAGAUCCAGACUACUGUUCCACGGUGACAAAGACCCCCCCCUACGACAAAGGCACCCGACUGGUGGACUUCAUGGACAUGGUCAUACUGGACUUCUUGAUGGGUAACAUGGACAGACACCAUUAUGAAACCUUUGAGAAGUUUGGCAACAGCACCUUCCUCGUACACCUUGACAACGGAAGAGCAUUUGGGCGUCACUCCAAAGACGAGCCCUCCAUCCUGGCUCCUCUGGAACAGUGCUGCAGGAUCCGUCGCUCCACCUUCCUCCGCCUCCGUCUUCUGUCCCUGUCUCCGUACCGUCUCAGUGACGUGAUGAGGGCCUCCCUCUCCACCGACCCCCUUCACAGCGAGGCUCCGCUGCUGUCGGAGCUCCACCUCUCCGCUCUGGACCGCCGUCUGAAGACCGUCCUGGAGACGGUGGGUCGAUGCCAGGGGAGACGAGCAGGAGGAGGUGGUGAGGUCAUCUAUGACGACAUGGUGACUCCUGCUGGGUAG